This is a messenger RNA of Alternaria rosae, 1157 nucleotides long. RefSeq lists its product as uncharacterized. The transcript has a single exon. NCBI's taxonomy places the organism in Eukaryota, Fungi, Ascomycota, Dothideomycetes, Pleosporales, Pleosporaceae. The record is from RefSeq and is a predicted model, not a curated record. Bases 38 to 1033 code for a protein of 331 amino acids.
GGUGCUACAGGGCCUCCCUCCUGCCAACCAAACUGCCAUGGCCGUGGCUCUGCAAAAGUACGCCGCCGUUCUCGCACAGUACCCUGAACUUGAAGGUGGCUUCUACCUCCCCGACCCUGUCCCCGAGGACUUGUACAUGCCUUUCGGCCAGUUUGUUCAAAAGUACGACAUCGCCGAUGCAGUACAAACCAUCUUCGGCCUCACCUCCGCCUUCGGUGAUAUCCUCGAGGUUCCUGCCCUCCAGCAGAUGCGCACGUUCUCCCUCGGUCUCCUGAAGACUAUGCAGAACUUCCAGACCAGCUCGGUGAUGAACAACAGCAUCCUCUUCGAGGCGAUCACUGCCGAGCUGCUUGCUACCAAGUCUUUACUCCUGUCCUCCAAGGUCCGAAAGACGGCGCGCAUCAGCAAGAUCGACGGCGGCGUCAAGGUCCUCGUUGAUACCCCUAAGGGCCAGCGUCUCAUCCAAGCCAAGAAGAUCCUCAUGGCCAUUCCUCCCACGCCCGAGAACCUCACCCCCUUCGACCCCAGCGGCGAUGAGCUCAAGAUCUUCAGCCAAUUCACCUCCGUCGGCUACUACACCUCCAUCAUCCGCAACGCAGGCCCCACCAACGUCACCAUGCAGAACCUUGCGCUCGACAAGCCCUACGCGCUCCCACCCAUGCCCGCCAUCUACAACGUAAACCCCACUGCCAACCCCACCCUCAGCCUCGUCUACUACGGCACAAAGGUCGGCCAGUACCUCAGCGACGAGGAGGCCCAGGCUGCCAUCCUCGCCGACCUCAAUCGCUACCGUGCUGCGAACAACAUUACCGGCCCCGCCCCCGAGUUUGUCGCUUUCAGCAACCACAGCCCUUACAACAUGAUGGUUGGUGGCGAGGCUACCAAGAAUGGUUUCUACAAGGAGUUGUACGGUCUUCAGGCUAAGCGCAACACCUUCUGGACUGGUGCUGCGUGGAGGGCGCAUGAUAGCUCCAGCAGCUGGGCUUACACUAGCCGCAGUGUGCUGCCCGCGCUUGUAGCCAGCCUCCAGUAAGCUGUUCCAGGUUGUGGUGGCGAAUCAUUCGGUCCGAUGGGCUAUAACUAAGAGGUUGUCUGCCUCGCACGGUCAAUGGCGACGUUUCCUUAGACAUGCUGUUUUACGAUAUCUUCAAUGCUUG